Salvelinus namaycush (lake trout) is the source of this 2815-nucleotide messenger RNA. It is a transcript of the gene cep83, whose product is annotated as centrosomal protein 83. The transcript is spliced from 15 exons. NCBI's taxonomy places the organism in Eukaryota, Metazoa, Chordata, Actinopteri, Salmoniformes, Salmonidae. Bases 57 to 2312 code for a protein of 751 amino acids. Gene Ontology annotation, cellular component: centrosome. The record is from RefSeq and is a predicted model, not a curated record.
CUCUGCAGGAUAAGAUAGCUAGUUUUGUCAAGGAGUCGAGUUCGAGUAGAGGCGAGAUGAAUCCCUCUGCCCUUGCUCAGUCCGGCCCCCUGCUCCCAAGCCUGGACCCUGGGGGGACGGUGAAGCUGGGGGGGUCCGACAUGGAGCUGCAGAAGAUGCUGAUCGAUGAGCGGAUGAGAUGUGAGAACCACAAGACCAACUACCGGACUCUCAAGGCUGAACAUACCAGGCUGCAGGAUGAGUUUACCCGGGGGCAGGGAGAGCUGAAGCGUCUCCUCAGUGACAAGCAAACUGCCCAGGAGAAACUGCAGCUGCUGCUGGCUGAACUCAGAGGAGAGAUGCUGGACAAGACCAGGGAGCUGGAGGAGCUACGACUACAGGUGCUGACCCCCCAGCGGUUGGAGCUGUUGAGGGCCCAGGUGCAGCAGGAGAUGGAGGGGCCUGUCAGAGAGCGCUUCAACAAACUGGAGGAGGAGACUGAGAAGUACAGGUCUGAGUAUAACAAGCUGCGGUACGACUACACCUUCCUGAAGUCAGAGUUUGACCACCAGAGAGAGGAGAGCGCUCGCAUACUGGAGGAGAAGAAGAUCCGCUUUGAUGCUGAGGUAUCACGGCUGGAAAGGGACAGAGAGGAGCUGAUGGCCCAGUAUCAGGGCACAGACCCGUCUAGAGACGGUAAACGCGUUGAGUCUCUGCUGAGAGAGAAGGCCCAGCUCCACCUGCGUCUGAAGGGCCUGGAGGCUGAGGUGGCUGAGCUCCGGGCCCAGAGGGACAACUCUGGCCAGCAAGCCGAGAACGUUCAGCGCAUCCAGGUCCGCCAGUUCGCAGAAUCCCAGGCUGCAGCCAAGUCACUGGAGGCAGAGAGGCAGUCACUGCGCCUGCAGUUGGAGCGUCUGGGGAGCGAGUUGCAGCUGAGUCAUGAACAGAACACCCAGCUGACGGGCAGACUACACAAGGCUGAGAGAGAGGUCAACACUCUCACCAGCCAGGUGGAGGGCAUGAGGCACUCUCACAAGCUGGAGGUGGCCAAUGUGAAGCUGGAGUGUGCCAGGUCUAGAGGGGAGAUGGAGAGGGAGAAAGACACACUACAGGGCCAAAUGGAAGGUAUGCAGUCUGAUGUGGAGGUGUUGAAGGGGACGGUGGAGAGACAGAAGGAGGUGCUGGCUGAGAGGGAGAGGGAACUCGUCCGGAGGGUGCAGGCUGCUCGCGAGGAGGAGUUCCACAAAACAGCCACCGUGCACGAGGAGAAGUUGGUGCUGGAGGAUCGUCUGGCUGAGCUGGAGCAGCAGAGGGCGCUACAGGAUGCUGCUGGCCACACCCAGAAAGAGGAGUGGGAGGAGCGUCUCCGUGGCGCCCAGCUGGGGGAGGAGGCUGCCCGUAAGGAAUUGCAGAUCCUCAGGUUAGUAAGAGGUGUGUUGCUUUACCCGUGCAUAGUGUGCAUUACUAAUAUAUUUCACAUAAGUGUGUGUGUUAAUGACCCUGUGUGUGUUGCGUGUGUCAGGACUAAACUGCAGCAGCAGGGCUCUCAGCUGGAGGAACUGGAGAGACAGAAGACCGAUAUUGCUGAUCUGAGACGGCAGAACCAGGAGCUGGGGGUGCAGCUGGGGACGUUAUCCCACUCCGAGGCUGAGCUUUUGGAGUCCAACCAGCGUCUGAGGGACACCCUGGAGAGGGCCCGGGAGGACCUGAGGAGCGCCCGCUCACAAGCUGAGAAGACCCAACACGAAGCCGAGAGAUUGGUGGAGGAGCGUCGUGUGGAGUGGUUAGAGGAGAAACACAAACUGCAGGAGAGGGAUGCAGAGCUGCAGGAGAAGUACGGCCAGGCCAAGGAGAAACUUCAGAGGGCCGCACUGGCACAGAAAAAGAGGAGAAACAUGACAGAGAACAAGGAGAAGAGAUACCAGGACAGGAUCCAGCUACUGGAGGCUAAGAUGGCAGAGCUGGAGCUACAGACCAGCUCAGCCAAGAAGCGUCCUUCCUACACCGAAGAGCAUGCCCUCCUUAACAGACGACUGAAGGAACUGCAGCGCCGACACAGCGAGUUCCGACGCCUCCUAUUGGGCAACCAGGUGACCUCUGCCACAGGCCCCGCCCUCAUGACCUCCACCACCGGCACAGGACUUGGCCCUGUCCUCGUACCCGGGUCUGAGGGGCCUAGUCUUCAUGAGGAGCAGCACCAGAGAGAGUUAUCACUGCUGCGUCGGAGGCUGGAGGAGUUAGCCUGUACUCAGCAGCAGCAGAUGGAGGAACUGGGGCCUCCCAUGGACAGGAACAGGGGCUCUGGCAUGCACGACUCUCUCCCUGAACUCUGACCUCUCCUCUCUGACCCCCCCCCAGAGAGUGAGCAUGACCUUCACCGUAGGAUUUAUUACUCCCUAAAAGUGAUGUUUGGUAAUAUUCUAAUUUAAUCAGUGAGAUCUCAAAUAUUUUGUGAAAAGCAGUUUGAUUUUAUUGGCACAAAAGAGAACUACAUGGAUUCAAUGUUUACAUUCCUUGGUGAGUAACGGUACUCUAGUCCUUCCACGCCUUGGCUGUUGAUGCCUAUGUAAAUAAUGAUUUCAAUGGCCAACCAAUGACUUCCGCAGAGUUUUAAUUGACUGUUGUGAGAUUUGUAUCAGAUGUUUACACUAAGGCCAUCACUCUGAAACUUUAAAAGCGUGAUAGUGCCAAAGGCAUUUGUGUUAAAAAAAAAGUUUUUCACGGCUCUAAAGAGCUGUGACUUGCACAACAUUUAUAAAAAAUAAAAUUGUAAUGUUAUUUCAAGAUGUAUGUGUUUUUGUAUUUGCAAUUCAUACAAAUAAAUGUUUAUGCUUUA